This is a messenger RNA of Arachis stenosperma, 2280 nucleotides long. RefSeq names its product scarecrow-like protein 32. The transcript has a single exon. Gene Ontology annotation, biological process: regulation of DNA-templated transcription. The coding region runs from base 188 to 1579 and encodes 463 amino acids. The record is from RefSeq and is a predicted model, not a curated record. NCBI's taxonomy places the organism in Eukaryota, Viridiplantae, Streptophyta, Magnoliopsida, Fabales, Fabaceae. Gene Ontology annotation, cellular component: nucleus. Gene Ontology annotation, molecular function: DNA-binding transcription factor activity; sequence-specific DNA binding.
UCAAACCUUCAACCUAUCUACAGUAUACACAUAACUCAUUAAUUAAUAGUUACACCAAAUAUUCCAAACCCUAAUUAACUUUCAAAGUUGAAACAAUUCAAGCUAGAAAGCCUAAACCUUUUUCAUCUAACUUCAUCUUCUUCUUGGAUCUAGCUACAUCUUAUAGAAGAAAUUAAAGAGGAUCCUCAUGCACGUAAUGCAUAGCAUGAAAGCUGAGCUAAAAGGAGCAUCCUCUAUCUCCUUCCAAAACCACAGCCUUUUCAACACAGCACCACACAGUUCACUCACCGGAGCACUCAAAGGAUGUCUCGGAAGCCUGGAUGGCGCGUGCAUCGAGAAGCUUCUUCUCCACUGCGCAAGCGCCUUGGAGAGCAACGAUGUAACCUUGGCUCAACAAGUGAUGUGGGUCCUCAACAACGUUGCUUCACCAACCGGUGACACAAAUCAAAGGCUCACAUCAUGGUUCCUCAGGGCACUGAUCUCUAGGGCUUCAAGGAUUUGCCCUACAGCCUUGAGUUUCAAGGGAAGUAGCAACAACAUUCAGAGGAGGUUGAUGACGGUUACCGAGCUAGCAGGAUACGUGGAUCUCAUUCCAUGGCACAGGUUUGGGUUUUGUGCUUCAAAUAAUGAGAUUUUCAAAGCAAUUUUAGGGUUCCAAAGGGUACAUAUCUUAGACUUUAGCAUCACUCAUUGUAUGCAAUGGCCUACUUUCAUUGAUGCAUUGGCCAAAAGCCCUGAAGGUCCUCCUUCACUUAGAAUCACUGUCCCAUCUUUUAGGCCACCGGUGCCUCCAUUGGUGAAUGUAUCAACUCAUGAGGUUGGCCUUCGGUUGGCGAAUUUCGCAAAGUUUAGGGAUGUCCCUUUUGAAUUCAAUGUCAUAGGGAACAAUUUAGGUCCCUUAUUAGCACCUAAUAAUUCUGAAUUAAGCAAUGAAUCAACUAGUUUUCAUGUUGAGUCAUUGCUGAGUCUGUUGAAUCCUAGUGUGCUAAACCUUAGGGAUGAUGAGGCUUUGGUCAUAAAUUGUCAAAAUUGGCUUCGUUAUUUGUCUGAUGAUAGAAAGGGAAACCACCGAUGCCUUUCUCUCCGUGAUGCUUUUUUGAGUUUAGUUAAAGGUCUUAACCCUCAGAUUGUGGUUUUGGUGGAUGAGGAUUGUGAUCUUAGUUCACCAAGCCUCACAUCAAGAAUUGCAACAUGUUUCAACCAUCUGUGGAUACCCUUUGAUGCAUUGGAGACUUUCUUGCCUAAGGACAGUUGCCAGAGGACAGAGUUCGAAUCCGACAUUGGACAGAAGAUUGAGAACAUCAUAGGAUAUGAAGGGCAGCAUAGGAUAGAGAGGUUGGAGUCAGGGAUGCAGAUGUGCCAGAGAAUGAAGAAUGCUGGUUACUUGAGCCUCCCAUUUUGUGAUGAAACGGUUAUGGAAGUUAAGGGUUUGCUUGAUGAGCAUGCUAGUGGAUGGGGGAUGAAGAGGGAAGAAGGAAUGUUGGUUCUCACAUGGAAAGGAAACAGCUGUGUCUAUGCCACUGCUUGGGUCCCCAGUGAAACCAGGGAUCCUAUUGUUUUCGAUGCAACUAUGGCAUAAAACAACUCAUAGUAUGACUCAUUUUUCUUAUAUUCAUUAUUCUAUUGUCACAAAAGUAAAUGUAAUUUAGAAUUAUAUACCAAAUUGUGGCGAUAAAGUGAUGAGUAUAUGAUAUUUGACAGAUAUACAUGCAUGCAAACACAUCUGACAUCCCUAUGAUUGUGUUUAUGUCUUAGUUUAGGUAUCAAAUGUGAUGAGUAACAAGAAAAAUGAGUUACGUGUUAUACUGGACACGUCAACAUACAUAACACAUGAUCACAAGAUUCCAAAGUUAAUUUGGGCCUACGAGGGGAUAUGGGUUAUGCAUGCCACAAUGGUCCAUGGAGUGUGGCAGACGAUUUUUCAUCACUUUGUGAAAGUAAAAAAAAAGGCUGCAAAUUGAUACUGAAAUUAUUAUGACAAGAAGGAAGAAGAAGAGAAAAGAAAAAAACGGCUGCAUUUUAAGAAUUGUUUUUCGUGUGGCUAGAUUUGUAAUGAAGCUCAAAUACAUUGGAUCACAUGAAAGGCAAAAAGGAGAUAUGUGUACAAUGUACUUUGUAUGAGACAAAUUAAAAAUUGUCUCUUCUUUGUAUUAUUGUUUUUCUUUUUUAUGCAGCUUUAAUAUUCGUUUCUAUUAUCACAGCCUUAAGUACGGGUAGGUUGUAUGAACUAUGAAGAGGAAAAAAAAAAUCUGUCUUAUUAUAUACUCAGUUCUAAUAAUA